AUGGCAGCUAACAAUGCAGAUCAGGUCGUCUUUGAUAAGGUUGCUGAAAUCAACGCAUCUAAAGAGUCUUGGAACAUACGUGUUAAAGUCGUCAUGCUUUGGAAGCCGACCUAUAUAAACAAUCCUAAUAUGGUCGCAAGCCUGGACAUGAUUUUAAUUGACCAGGAGGGAAGUAGAAUUCAAGCAACAAUAAAAAAAAAAUCUUAUUCCUGUAUUUGA
Molecule: messenger RNA, 219 nt
Organism: Lactuca virosa
Lineage: Eukaryota; Viridiplantae; Streptophyta; Magnoliopsida; Asterales; Asteraceae
Source: the annotation of a GenBank genome assembly